AUUAAUUGGCUUGUUAACAUGCUUUCUGGGAAAGCUACAUCUGAGCCAGGCACAAAGAAAAAGAAAAAAGACAGUGCAGUGUUGAUGCAAAGGCCAGUUAUUUGUAUAUGUAAUGAGCUCUACACUCCAGCUCUUCGUCCUUUAAGGCAAUUAGCUCUUGUCAUCCAGUUCCCUCCAACUCAUAAUACAAGACUUGCCCAGAGACUUUCUGAGGUGUGCAGAAAGCAACACUUGAAAGCUGACCUCACCGUAUUAUUGGCCUUAUGUGACAAGAUGGAAAAUGAUAUACGAGGGUGUAUGUCAGUUCUGCAGUUUGUCAGGAGUACCAAAAGUGAUCUCCGGUUGAAUGAUGUUGAUGGUUCAGCUGUUGGACAAAAGGAUUACCAGCGGUCCCUCUUCAGUGUCUGGCAUGAUAUCUUCUCUUUACCAAGGCCUAAGAAGAAACGAAGAGUUAAUCCUCAUGAGCUUCAGCAUAAUGAUGGUGUUUUGAUACCAAUGCCUGAUCUCAGUGGAGAUUUGGAAGAUUUUGGAGAGCACACAACUCUAACUUCAAGAUACCAAAGAAUCCUGAAGACAGUAGAAUCCUGUGGCGAGUACGAAAAAUUGACUCAAGGGUGGUUCGAAAAUUAUCUGACAAUGAAAUUCAAGCAUACUCAUAUGGAGCCUGUUUCCCGUGGUCUUGAAUGGGCAGUUUUUUCUGACAUAGUAAAGAAAGAAAUCAUGCAUAGCCAAGCUUGGAUAAUGUUAGCCUUUCUUCCUUACUCCUGUGUUGCUUAUCAUCUCUUGUUUGCUACUCAUCAGUGGCCUAAGAUUCAAUUUCCUACUCAAGUAUCAGAGAUGAAUCAGAAAAUUGCAAAGACAGUUAGCCUUUUAACAUCCAUGGUCAGUGAAAUGAGCCCUGCUACAAGGUCAUUUGCUGAUAAUGUAAUUCUUGUUCGGGACAUUCUUCCUUUUCUUUUACAGAUCAUUCAACCAAAUCUUCGUCCUGUCAAUACUCAGCUCUACAGUAAGCAAGAGAAAGAAGAACUUGCAAGACUGAUUAACACUAUGAUUAGUUACAAUCUCACAUAUACUCAAGAAAGGAGUUUAGAUGGACAGUACUCUUUCACUCUUGAUCCGUAA
Macrobrachium nipponense is the source of this 1122-nucleotide messenger RNA. RefSeq names its product chromosome transmission fidelity protein 18 homolog. The transcript is spliced from 7 exons. Bases 19 to 1122 code for a protein of 367 amino acids. NCBI's taxonomy places the organism in Eukaryota, Metazoa, Arthropoda, Malacostraca, Decapoda, Palaemonidae. The record is from RefSeq and is a predicted model, not a curated record.